Messenger RNA from Purpureocillium takamizusanense, 1443 nucleotides. Its product is annotated as Molybdenum cofactor sulfurtransferase. The transcript has a single exon. Bases 1 to 1443 code for a protein of 480 amino acids. Lineage: Eukaryota; Fungi; Ascomycota; Sordariomycetes; Hypocreales; Ophiocordycipitaceae. The record is from RefSeq and is a predicted model, not a curated record.
AUGGCGGACAUCCUUGACCUCUUUCCGGAGUACGUCCUGACGGGAAAGCUGGACGAGUUGCGCGCUAGAGAGUACGGAUACCUCGACGAGCAAGGUCAUACGUACGUCGACUACACUGGAGCCGGGCUUCCUGCGCGCAGGCAGUAUCACGCCCACAAGGCUCGACUCGAGGGGGCAACCUUUGGCAACCCACACUCCAUGAACCCUACUAGCCACUCCGCGACAGUCCUCGUCGAGAAGACGCGAGAGCGGGUUCUGUCCUACCUGAACGCAUCACCUGACGAGUACCAAGUCAUCUUCACCCCAAACGCCACCGGGGCGGCAAAGCUAGUUGGCGAAGCUUACUCGUUUCGAAAGAGCUCAAGGCUUGUCUUGACGUCGGAUAACCACAACUCUGUCGUCGGCCUCCGUGAGUUUGCCGGCCGAGCUGGAGCACACACCAACUACGUACCAAUCCAGCAACCAAGUCUGAGGAUCGCAACUUCGGCCGUCACCAAGGCUCUGCCGCGCAGAAAGCGCUUCAGCCUAGGUAAAGUGUCUCCUGGUCGUCGGGGGCUCUUUGCAUACCCAGCACAGAGCAACUUCAGCGGAGUCCGGCAUCCCCUGGGCUGGGUAAGCCUGGCGCAGGAAAGGGGCUACGAUGUCCUCCUAGAUGCCGCCGCCUAUCUUCCCACAUGCGCGCUCGACCUGUCUACCGUCCAACCCGACUUCGUCAUCAUUAGUUGGUACAAGGUCUUUGGCUUCCCGACAGGCGUUGGCUGCCUUGUCGCCAGGCACGACGCGAUGGCUCGACUGAAACGGCCCUACUUCGCCGGCGGGACCGUCGAGGCCGCCACGAUCGGAGUGCCGUGGCAUAAGUUGUCGACGGGGCCAAGCGCUUACGAAGACGGCACGUCAAACUUUCUAUCUAUUCCAGACGUCCAUGUUGGGCUCGACUGGCUCUCUGGCAUCGGCAUGGAACUCAUCGGCACAAGGGUAAGAUGUCUCACAGGAUAUUUUCUUGCCCGUCUCUCCUCCCUCGAGCACACGAAUGGCGCACCCAUGGCUAGAAUCUAUGGACCGACGGACUUGGAGUCUCGUGGCGGCACCGUGACGUUCAACUUUCUCGACAACACUGGAAAAGUCGUGGAUGAACGACUAGUGGCAACAGAGUCCGCGGCAGCAGGCAUCUCGUUGAGGACUGGCUGCUUUUGCAACCCCGGAGCUGGGGAGGCUGCUUUCAGCCUUAGCAAAAAGAGAAUCUCGAGUAUUGUUCGCGCGAAGCCGACAACAUUUGCCGAAGUCUGGGACUUGUCUGGGCUCCCGACCGGCGGCGCCAUACGCGUAUCAUUCGGCAUCUCAUCAACGGCCCGCGAUGUCGAAUAUAUCAUUGCCUUUGCAACGAAGACAUACUUGGAUCGCACGACCAACACGGAAGGGCUACCAGAACGCACGGCCUGUUAG